Molecule: messenger RNA, 2851 nt
Organism: Stomoxys calcitrans (stable fly)
Lineage: Eukaryota; Metazoa; Arthropoda; Insecta; Diptera; Muscidae
Gene: SMSr
Product: ceramide phosphoethanolamine synthase
Exons: 4
Coding region: 532-2457 (641 amino acids)
Biological process (GO): ceramide biosynthetic process
Cellular component (GO): Golgi membrane; endoplasmic reticulum membrane
Molecular function (GO): ceramide cholinephosphotransferase activity; sphingomyelin synthase activity
Source: RefSeq, a predicted model, not a curated record
UUGAAACUUUCACAUUUUCGUUCUUACGUUGUUAAACAAUAAUAGAAAAGCGAAUAAUAAACAAUUUCUUCUUUCUGUGCGAUGAGGGAGCAAAUGAGUAAUGUAGUAGUAAAUUCAUUUGUUAAAUGCUGAAUACCUAACGAUAAUAAAUAUUUCUAUUAAUUGGAAAUUGAGAUGUAACUGUCGGCAUGUGUGUGUGACCUCAUUUACUUAAUUUUCUUAUAAGUAAUUUCACUUCAUCGUGAUAGAAAACCGCAAACACGAAAAAAGUUAACUAACGUUACGAUGAAUAAUUUGCCAAAAAAAUUGUAAUUGAUGAAAGUACUUUUCGCUGAAUUAUACUGAAAGCAGAUAACUAACUAUAAACUGUCAGUUUUGUAAAUAGUGGCCGUAUUUCUCUUUGUCAAAUGAAAAAUUUUUAGAAAUCUGGAUGGAAUUGAGUGUUAUCCUGCGGAUUUGUUCCUCCUGAGCUGUGUUAGACUAUGAUUUUAUUCGUUUGUUAAAAAGGACAUACACAAUAGCUAAUGCAAAAUGGAUCCAAAUAGCCAAGCAAACACGGAAAACCUGCUAAACCAGGAAGACGAAGUAAUCAAAGACAGCAUAUUGCAAUGGGAAGUGAAUCAUGUUGUUGAAUGGGCUAAGAAAAACAAACAGACACCUGAGAUUAUUAAAUGUCUGUUAUUGGAGCAAAUAGAUGGGCAAGUGCUUUUAUGCCUUACGGAGGAGGACGUACGAGAUUUUCGUUAUCGUCUAAACUAUAAUCUAAAAUUUGGAGAACUCAAGAAGUUGUGGCAUUCAAUUUAUCGUUUGCAACAACAACAUUUCCAUAAUUUCAAUCUCUCCAGCAAUGCCGCCUCAGCUACAGUAACGCAACUUUCAAGCAGCGUUAAUCAUAAUUCGAACACAACAAAAGCAACAAAUGUUAGAAAUAAUCUUAGAACAGAAGGAUCACCUUUGCAUCAACAUCAUAACCACCAUAGAAAUACCUUGGGCAAUUCUGCCAAUUCAUAUAUGCUUGGAGGCUGUGGUGGCAUCUACAAUCAUGGAGUCAGCGGACGUAGUUGUAACAUUCCCUGUGGAGCUUUAUUGGAUUCAUACAACGAUUGUGAAAGUUGUGCACCAGAACUUUCUUCAGUAUCGGAUAACUGUUCUGCGAACAUACCUCCGGAAUUCUUUAAAACUGCUAUUAGCCUAGGUUAUUCAUUUCUUGUAACUUGGAUAACAUCAUUUGUAAUGGUGAUUGUCCAUGAACGAGUGCCUGACAUGAAACGAUAUCCUCCACUUCCCGAUAUAUUUCUUGAUAAUGUACCGCACAUACCAUGGGCUUUCCACAUGUGCGAAAUAACUGGCACUUUGUUGUUUAGUAUUUGGGCGUGUGUCUGUAUCUUCCAUAAAUGUCGCAUGGUGAUCUUGAGGCGCUUUUUCGCUUUGGCCGGCACUGUGUUUCUUUUACGAUGUGUUACAAUGCUUAUAACAUCUCUGAGUGUUCCGGGUACGCACUUGCAAUGCAAUCAAAACGACUACGCAAUUGAUGAUACAGCUUUAACAUUAACUGAAAGUUUGUAUUUGCGUAUCUCAAGAGCCUACACCAUUUGGAGCGGUCUGGGAAUGUCAAUACAGGGCGUUCGUACCUGUGGUGAUUACAUGUUUAGUGGACACACAGUCGCACUUACUUUAUUGAAUUUUUUCAUAACAGAGUAUACACCACGUAAUUUAUAUUUUUUACAUACAUUGAGUUGGCUGUUGAAUAUGUUUGGAAUAUUCUUUAUCCUGGCUGCGCACGAGCAUUACUCAAUUGAUGUGUUUGUGGCGUUUUAUAUAACCUCGCGUUUGUUUCUGUACUAUCAUACAUUAGCUAAUAACCAAGCGCUUAUGCAACGUGACUCGAAUCGUACUCGCAUAUGGUUCCCCAUGUUUAGCUAUUUUGAAAGCUCUGUCGAUGGCAUAAUACCAAAUGAAUUCGAUACUGUUUCAGAAAUAAUAGAUAAUCUGUUACGCUUAUUAUUUGAGCUCAAAGACACUGUAAUGUUAACAACCUAUCGUUUGUGGUUGGAAGCACCUCACCUAAGCAUAUCCUCUAAGAACGUCCUAUUUGUACCUCGGGGCGAUUUGUCGUCAAAUAAACAACAACGCAAUGCUGCAACAUCGACGACGACGUUUACAGCAUCGAACACACCUACUACGGCGUCUGCGAAAAAAACUGCGGAAUUUUGGCGAAGUGCAGAUGACGAUAACAAUGAAAGCACAGCCAUGAAUAGAAGAAAACAAGUGCACAAGACAUUGUCUUCGCCAUCACCAACGAGCACAGCAGCAAACACAGUUGAUACAAGCGAAGACAUUAGCCAAAGGCAAACGGGGCAAAGUGUCUUCCCAAAAUCUCAACAUCAAAAUAGAGAACAAGAGCCCUUGAUAACUAAUAACAAUAAACAUAUGGAAAAAACCAUUAGGCUAUCGUAAAUGAAAUUUUUUGUACAUACAGAGAAGCGCAAAUAGAAUUACCUAGGCAAUAUAUAUAUAUAUAUAUAUAUAUAUAUAUAUUAUUUCUCCCAUUAUCCUUCCUUGCUCUCUUUGAACAGUUCUAAACUGCCUAAAAGCUAGUAGUGUUUAAAAAGAUAUAUGUACUAUCUGCCCAUUGUAAUAUACUCGUAAAUCAUUUAAAUUAUGCAUCAAAUAUUCAAUAUAUGUAUUUCCCAAACAUUUCCUACAGUUUUCCACAUUACGAAUAGUAAAGAAUUAAUUCUUUAUAUCAUCCAAUCGAAGCAUGUACCAGGUCUCUAAAAUUUUCGGUGGAUUUGUUGUUUCAAAGCAUAACUUCCACCCAUAUUUAAUUAAAAGAUAUUUGAACUUUCUU